CGACAGCCAGAACAGCCGUCAAGGUGAGAUUCAACCGCCGCCGCCGUCACGAUCGACUUAUUGUCGUUCUCUGGAUUGAUUGCUGACUUAGAUUUCUGUAAAGAUGGUCGCCGCAAAGAAGCACGUUCCUAUCGUGAAGAAGCGCACGAAGCUCUUCAACCGCCACCAGUCGGACCGCUUCAUGCGCGUUGACCGAUCAUGGCGCAAACCCAAGGGUAUUGACAACCGUGUCCGCCGUCGCUUCAGGGGCAACACCCAAAUGCCCUCGAUCGGCUUUGGUUCCAACAAGAAGACCAAGUACAUGAUGCCCUCCGGCCACAAGGCUUUCCUCGUCAGCAACGUCAACGACGUCAACCUACUGCUGAUGCACAACCGCACCUACGCUGCCGAGAUUGCCCACAACGUCUCCUCGAGAAAGCGUAUCGACAUCAUCUCCCGCGCGAAGCAGCUUGGUGUCAAGGUCACGAACCCCAAGGCCAAGGUCACCACCGAGGUCUAAGCAAACAAAGCCAGGAAUGGUGGCGUGGAAUCAGCUAUUCGGGGCGAAGGGGGUCAAUGGUUUUGGCCGGUCACUUGCGUUGUGCUCUCUCAUAUACAGGGAACGGGAAUGCAUCGGAAUACGGUUUCUGCUGCGGCGAUGAUUCAGGGCUGCGGCUUGGCAUGGCUCGUACCGUUGUGCUAGGAAAUACAAAAAACAAAACACAACCGCAGCCACAACCCAAAAAUUCAACGACUUGAUGUUCUUUUCAGGGCGUGUUCUCAUUACUUACGUCUGAUAUUGACAAAGACACAAAAAUGGCGUUGGAUGGGGGGCAGGGAAAAACAGAAUCCUUCAUAUGCUCGGCAAUUCGAGAAUAUCACCAACCCCUUUGGCCCUGUUACUCGUCGUCACCCUCCCGUGCAUAAGUGAAAGACAUUGACAAUGCCAUGUACUAAACAACGCGCUUGCCCAUAAGAUCUCAGACC
Molecule: messenger RNA, 966 nt
Organism: Colletotrichum navitas
Lineage: Eukaryota; Fungi; Ascomycota; Sordariomycetes; Glomerellales; Glomerellaceae
Product: ribosomal protein L32
Exons: 4
Coding region: 104-499 (131 amino acids)
Biological process (GO): translation
Cellular component (GO): ribosome; cytosolic large ribosomal subunit
Molecular function (GO): structural constituent of ribosome
Source: RefSeq, a predicted model, not a curated record